AUGGAGCAGGAGGGGGCAAGGCCCUCACCCGAGAAGGGAGCGCCUGAGGGGAGAGACAAGACUGAAGAGUCCGAACCAGAGCAAAACCUGAUUUCAGCCAGACCUGCUUGUGCGAAUAAAUUAAUAGACUACAUCAUAGGAGGAGUUUCCAGUGGGGAGGAGAGCGCGGAUGAUGAGGAAGACUGGGAUGAUGACGGGUUUGAUAGCGAAGGGCUCCCCUCGGAUUCAGACACCGGUAGCCAAGAUGGGGAAAGGCUUCAUCUCUGGAAUUCCUUCUACAGUUUGGAUCCGUACAACCCUCAGAACUUCACAGCCACCAUUCAGACAGCUUCCAGCGAUCUCAGAAAGGAUAUGUCAGAUGAGGAGGAGGAGGAGGAAGAUUCCUCGUGGGCAGAGGACUCCUCGGGCUCUCCUCACCCUAGUUCUGAAGAGGAGGAUGAGUGGGACUGUAGCAGUGUGGAUGAGGCAGAAAACUUGAAACUUUGGAACUCCUUCUGUACCUCAGAUGAUCCGUAUAAUCCUUUAAAUUUCACGGCAGCCUUUCAGACCGCAGAGAAAAAAGGGACGCCAGGUUUAAAAGGACCAGAGAGGCCGAGUCUGGUCACUGCUGAGCGUUGCCACUUCACUGUCUGUCGGGUGCAGUUGGAAAAACAGACCCGUGGGGUCCCAGGCUUUGCGCAGCGUGGCAUUCUUUCUGGUGAGAAAUGUAGAAGCUCCAAGCGGAAAAAGGUAACCUUCCUUGAAAAAGUUACUGAGUAUUACGUAAGCAGCGAGGAGGAUCGUAAAGGACCCUGGGAAGAGUUUGCACGAGACGGAUGCAGGUUCCAGAAACGUAUCCAAGAAACAGAAGAAGCCAUAGGACACUGCUUCACCGCAGAGCAUAGACAAAGAGUAUUUAACAGACUCCAAGAAACCUACUGCGAGAGGGUUGAUGUAGUCUCAUAA
Molecule: messenger RNA, 945 nt
Organism: Eurypyga helias (sunbittern)
Lineage: Eukaryota; Metazoa; Chordata; Aves; Eurypygiformes; Eurypygidae
Product: protein phosphatase 1 regulatory subunit 15B-like
Exons: 2
Coding region: 1-945 (314 amino acids)
Biological process (GO): response to endoplasmic reticulum stress
Cellular component (GO): endoplasmic reticulum; protein phosphatase type 1 complex
Molecular function (GO): protein phosphatase regulator activity
Source: RefSeq, a predicted model, not a curated record